AUGGCGUUGAAUAUCUUGAUAGCCGGCGGAGGUAUCGCAGGCUUUUCGGCGGCGAUUGCACUGCGCCGCGCCGGUCACGCCGUUCGGGUUUACGAACGGUCUUCUCUGAACAACGAAGUCGGGGCCGCCAUCCACGUUCCCCCGAAUGCAUCACGGGCCCUCUUGGCCUGGGGCUUGGACCCUGUGGGCGCAAAGUUCGUCACGACCAAGUCGAGCUACCGCGCCUACGCAAAGACUUUGGAGCGAUUCCACGAGGGCACGACUGAAGCUGAGAUUCCUAUCCAGUGCGGUGCCCCUUGGUAUUUGGCACACCGUGUCGAUCUUCAUGAAGAGCUCAAACGGCUGGCAACCGAGCCCGACGGACAAGGUAGCCCUGUUACCGUGCUCCUAAAGUCCGAGGUGGUGAAAUAUAAUCCUGAUGAACCUUCGAUAACACUCGCAAAUGGCGACAAUAUAAAGGGCGAUAUCGUCAUCGCGGCAGAUGGCGUCCAUACCGUCGCCGUUGAGGCGGUAUUGGGAAGACCGAACCCCCCAGAGCCGUCCAAGGACAUGUACAACUUCUGCUACCGGUUCCUCAUCCCGGUCUCAGAUGUCGAGUCGGACCCCUCAACCAGGUUCUUCAACGAAGGAGACGACGGUCGUAUGAAAUUCUUCGUCGGCGAUUUGAAGAGGAUAGUGUCCUACCCUUGCCGGAACAACGAGGUACACAAUUUUGUCGCCAUAUUCCACCAGGAAGAUGUGGAAAUGAUGAAGAAAGAGGACUGGCAAGCUUCAGUGGACAAGUCGAAGCUUCUGGAGAGAUAUUCAGACGUCCACCCUGACCUUUUUGCCGUCAUUAGCAAGGCAACUGAAGUGAAGCAGUGGGCGCUUCUGUUCCGGCAGCCGAUCCCUAGCUGGACGAAGGGUAAUUUGGCGCUGGCCGGCGACGCGGCACAUCCUAUGCUUCCUCAUCAGGGGCAAGGUGGUGCUCAAGGCAUUGAAGAUGGGGUCGUUCUUGGCAUGGUUCUCGUGGGCGCCAGCCGUGAGAACGUGGCCGAGAGGCUGAAGCUCUACGAGAAGAUCAGAAAGAACAGAGCUAGCCUCAUGCAGAUUUUCAGCAAUGCUGGACAGGACGAGCCUGAGUUGAUCCGGAAAGACGCAUCUAGAUUUAUGCCCAUCGAAAAGGUCCCAACAAACCCCGAAGAAUAUUUCAAUCACAAUUUCGGAUACGAUGUGGUCCAGGACACUCUCAACCAUCUGAAAGAUCUCGACCCAUCGUUCGAACUACCUGAGAUGUUCUUUCAAAAGAAGCCGGGAAGGGGCAUGUACCCUUAG
This is a messenger RNA of Scedosporium apiospermum, 1314 nucleotides long. RefSeq lists its product as uncharacterized. The transcript is spliced from 7 exons. NCBI's taxonomy places the organism in Eukaryota, Fungi, Ascomycota, Sordariomycetes, Microascales, Microascaceae. The record is from RefSeq and is a predicted model, not a curated record. Gene Ontology annotation, molecular function: monooxygenase activity; FAD binding. The coding region runs from base 1 to 1314 and encodes 437 amino acids.